Molecule: messenger RNA, 4351 nt
Organism: Medicago truncatula (barrel medic)
Lineage: Eukaryota; Viridiplantae; Streptophyta; Magnoliopsida; Fabales; Fabaceae
Product: F-box/LRR-repeat protein 2
Exons: 4
Coding region: 79-1893 (604 amino acids)
Biological process (GO): SCF-dependent proteasomal ubiquitin-dependent protein catabolic process
Cellular component (GO): SCF ubiquitin ligase complex
Source: RefSeq, a predicted model, not a curated record
AGGAGUACUUUUUCGACGCACAUCAAACACCUAACCCUUACCCUUGAAGUCUGCCUUUUACCAAUCAUUCACCGGCGGAUGGCUGAUGUUUAUUUACCCGAUGGCUGUUGGGAAUUUGUUCUCAGAUCCCUCAAAGAGGACGGAGACUACAACCGCCGCUACAUCAAAUUCUUCGAUUUUGAUGAUGAAAAUGAUUAUACUGAUGUAUCAGUCGAAGGCAACUACAAGAACAACAACUGCUUGAAAUCUCUCUCCGCCGUCUCAAAACAGUUACUCUCCAUCACCAACAAUCUCCGAUUCUCUCUCACUGUCCGUAUUCAAACCCUCCCUUUCCUCCCUCGCCUCCUCCGUAGAUUUACCAACCUCACCUACCUCGACCUCAAGCGCUUCUCCAAACACGGCGACCUUGAUGCUCUUCUCCGUCAAAUUGCUUGUUUCCCAUUGAAGAAACUCACAACUCUUAAUAUCUCCGAUCAACUUCAUUUUCCCUCUAAGGGAUUGCGAGAUUUCUCUAAACGGAUUACAACUUUGACCUCUCUCAUUUCUUACGGAAUUAUUACCCUCAAGACCUCUCACUUAUUUCUCAUUGCCAACUGUUUCCCCUUGCUUGAAGAACUCGACCUCAGUGGCCCUUGCUUUUGCAGUGACUUAAUUGAUGGUGAUGGGAUAAAGGCUCUUUCAGACUCACUUUUCCAACUCCGCAAGAUUGAUCUCUCUCUUCAUAGUCACUUGGAUGACCAAUCGCUUUUCCACUUGUUCAAAAACUGUAAGCUUCUUCAAGAGGUUAUCAUCUUUAAUUGCGAUCGCAUAACCAAACAAGGUAUUGCUUCUGCUCUCCGUGAGAGACCAACAUUGACCUCUAUAUCCUUUUCCGACGACUUUCCCAACGAUCAGACUUUUACUUCAUGUUUCAUUGACUCGUUGUUGUGUUUGAUGAGUUUGACAUGCCUCGAGCUGUCACGUUUUAAUGUCUCUGAUAACUUGUUGUCCUCUGUUGCAAUUCAAGGUCUUCCUUUAAGGAGACUUGUGCUCCGUAGUUGUACCGGCUACGGCUAUGAUGGAAUCUUUUCUUUGUUAUCCAAAUGUAAAUGGAUACAACAUUUGAAUCUUCAAGAUGCCCUUUUCCUCAAUGAUCAACAUGUUGUGGAUUUGUCAUUGUUUCUUGGUCAUUUGUUGUCUAUAAACUUGAGCAAAUGUUCAAUGCUCACACAUUUAUCCUUGUUUGCACUUGUUAAGAACUGUCCUUCACUUAGUGAGAUCAAAAUGAAUUACACAAGUAUUGGGAAACAAUGUGUAGAGAACUCCAAUUCUUUGUUGGACUUUGUUGUGAACCCUCAAUUAAAAUCUCUCUAUUUGGCUCACAAUUCAUGCUUAAGAGAUGAAAACCUUAUAAUGUUUGCUUCAAUUUUCCCGAAUUUGCAGCUAAUUGAUUUGAGCUAUUGUGAUAACAUAUCUGACAAAAGUAUCUGUCAAGUUUUAAAGAGAUGGUCUAAGAUUAGGCAUUUGAACUUAGCCCACUGCUCAAGAGUGAAGUUGUACGGUAUGAACAUUAGAGUUCUCAAACUUGAGGUGUUGAGCUUAAUAGAUACAAGAGUCGACGAUGAAGCACUUCAUGUGAUCUCGAAGAGUUGCUGUGGGCUUUUGCAACUAUUACUGCAAAAUUGUGAAGGUAUCACAGAGACGGGAGUGAAGCAUGUGGUGAAAAACUGCACACGACUGAGAGAGAUCAAUUUAAGAGGUUGUAAUAAAGUGCAUUAUAAUGUUGUUGCCCCAAUGGUAUUUUCAAGGCCAUCAUUGAGAAAGAUAGUUGCUCCAAUAGUUGCUCCACCUCGUUAUCUUUCCAGUGCCAAAAGGAGGGAACUCUUUUUACGUCAUGGAUGCAUCAUUGACUAGUAUUCUGGAAAAGCUUUCCUGAUGUUUGAAUUCUAAAAUGGACUCAAAAUUUAUUGGAAGACAUUUGAAGAGGCUAAAUGGAGUUUAAGAUGUAAAUGCAACUUUGGUUUGGUUUUGCUGAAUUGUGAGUCAUGCUACAUACAUAGGGGAAUGUAGAUGUCAAAGAAUUUGGCAGGUGGCAGCGUUUGUUGUUUCGAUUUAUUGCUUUCUGAAGUUUUGUUUGGCUAUGUGAUUUCUAAACUCUUUCUGUUUUGCUCUACUUAUUUUUCUAUAAAACCUUUUAUGUUGGGUAUUUUUUAUUUUAUGUACUUCCUGCUCCUAGCACUCGUUGUGCUUUAUGUUAUGAAUUCACAGCAGGAGCUUCAACUAUUAGUUCGUACAAUAGUAACUAGUUUUCACAAUAUCAAUUAUUCAAGUUGAAAUCAUAUCAUGACAAAUAUUUAUCUUAUCCGUUCUACAAUGAGUGACACACUUGUUUAUUUUACACACAUUAAAAAACAGUACUUCUUCCAUCCCUAAAUGUAAGGCUUUGUUUGGUAGUUUGGAGGGGAAGGGAAGGCUUGGGAGGGUGGAAAAUAUUAGGGAAAAUUGAGAAAUCUUUCAAAAUUUUUAAAAGAGUAGUUUUUUAGAGAAUGAUAAAUUAAUGCAUUUGAUUACUAUAUUUUUAAUUUUAAAUAUAUUAUAACAACAUAAAUUAAAUUUGAAAAAUUCUUAUGAACCCUCCAAAACCCCCCAAAACCCUCCUUCAAUACAAUUUUGAGUUCCCCCAAAUGAGGAGGGUUUUGUAUUAUGAAGAAAAAUUAACCCCAAAGCCCUUCUCUCCUAUUUUCCUCUAUUUCUUCCACUUGCUUAGUCCUUUUUCACCAAGCCUUUCCCUCCCUUCCCCUCCAAACUCGCAAACAAAGCCUAAGUCUCCACUGCAAAUUUCACAUAUAUUACAAAAAGUUUGUAGCAUAACUAAUGCGUCCAUUUUGUGUCGAAAUAUUACUAUUUUGUCCUUUGUAGUUCAAAUUUGAUUUUUCAUAUUUCAAACGAAUUCAGUAGUAUUACUUAUGGUUAUGUUUGGAAAAAAAUAAUAAAUGCAUUUAAAAAAAUAAAAAAAAGGUUUAUAUUUAUUGACGAAUUUUUUGCCAAAUGAAACGGGUGUUUAGGAUGUGUGUGAGUUAGUUUCCUAUUUUGUAGCCAGUCAGUUGUAGUGCUAAGUCUAUAAACUUGGCCUUUUCAUUCAAUAAGUGAAAACAAAGCAUUUUCCCUUCCAAUUUGUUUUCUGUGUUAACAUCUAGCAUCAUAGCUAAUCUAGCAUCAAAGGAGUAUUGGAAUCUUAUAUAUCCAGGGAUUCCUCAACAAGCCGUCGGUGUUGUAUUGACUGAGAACGAGAAGAAAACAUUGGAUGAGCUAAAGUUGUAAGAUUUUUAAGGCAAAAAAUCACCUCUUUCAAGCAAUUGAUCGAGUUGUGCUUGAAACAAUUUUAAAAAACGAGACAUCGAAGGAGAUCAGGUUCCUUGAAAAAGUAAUACCAAGUCACUGCUAGAGGGAAGCGAGCACAGCUUCAGGCCCUGUGACGUGACUGGUAGAUUUUACAGAUGAAGAAUGGAGAAUCAAUUAUCGACUAUUUUGCUCGAACUGUCACAAUUGUAAACAAGAUAAGAAUGCAUGGUGAACAAAUGUCGAAUCUUACUGUUAUCGAAAAGAUUCUUCUCGCUCAAUAACCUCCAGCGGCUUGUUUCUUUGUGGAAGAAGAGGUUUACGUAUAUUAUAGCUGUAGAUAGGGUGCUGCAUUUGGAUGACUUCCAGUCCAGGAGGUGGGGACUUGACCCGGUUGAGUUGCUUAUUAACCUUGCAAGUUGGUGGUUUCUGAUAUAAAAUUGACUAUGGCUGUAUUUUUCACGACGGUGUGUGGUUCACCUCUUUAGACUACAAAAAUGCUCAACCUGACCCCCUUCGAGAGUUUGCGGAGAAUUUACUCGCUGAAAUUAACACCAAUAAUAUGAAAGACAUUACUCGCUUUUGUAAUGUCUUUGUUGAUUUGAAUUUCCAGGACUCAGAAGCUAAGAUGAUAUGGGUGGAUCGCCUGGGCUUGGAUAUGCGAGUGUUUUCUCCUAACUACGGCUUAUUCUAGGUCCACAUUCAUUUCCUUAGAGAAGUCACCGAUGAAAAAGGUGCGAAGUCGACAUUUAAUUGUAUGUAACAAUUGGCUUGGGAGGUAGAAAGAAACUUCCAUCCUCAGUAUUUUGAGAAGGUUACAGAAUUGAAACACAUAAAGUCAUGAUACUCAUGAGUUAUAAUUUUUUUGCACAACCACUUACCAAUUUAAUCAAAUAUGCAAGGUGAAACUUUGUAAUUUUUCAAGAAUAUGACCAUUUUUUGGUGUUUGUAUUCCGUUAUGAUUCAUUUGAGGCUUGAUGUAGAGAUCACUUUGAAGACUUGGCUUAAUUAAGUUUUGUAAGGUAAUUUUUGG